Molecule: messenger RNA, 2417 nt
Organism: Drosophila takahashii
Lineage: Eukaryota; Metazoa; Arthropoda; Insecta; Diptera; Drosophilidae
Source: RefSeq, a predicted model, not a curated record
AUGGGUAAGAAGUUCUGCUAUUCUGAGCUGAAGAUGGAAAAUAGAAAGAGUGGCCGUCAGGGAAGUCGAAAUGGCCAAUUGGAGAGAAAUCACAAAGAUGCCGAUGAAGAGGAAAAGCCACCACAGAUGAAGGGAGUGUUGGAUAACCUGGCCAAUGGCUACUUGAAGUUGGUCCACCAAAUGCAGGCUCAUCUCCGCCCUCCGCCGCCACCGCCUCCUUUAAUCCCGUUUGAGGAGAAGAAACGCGAGUUGGGUGGAGAGAUUCCCAAAGGCCCGAUGAUCGAGGAGGAGCUGUCGCAAUCCUCUGAGGAUGGCACUCAGCCGGGAAUUGGCUUUGUGGACCUCUUUCGGCGCAGUCUUCAUUUCGAGUGCCUGGGAAUUCCCCUAACUCCCUUGGAACUCUACUCCAUGGAACGUCAGCGAAGCGAAACGAAAGAACCUGAAAUGAGUGGUAGGAUACUGGGUGGUUUUCGAACUGGCACUGAAAAGGAGCCAGAUAAGGAAUGGGAUCCUAGAGGAAGUGAUACGGGGAACCCCCUGGAAAAUACCUUUCAAUUAACUGUGUUUUCGGAAAAGCAGGAAAGUCCCCAUGAAAGUGGCACAGAAGAAGAACCUAGUGUUCAAAAGCUUUCCUCUAUAGAGCUAGCCCAUUAUUCGCCCAAGUUUCAGAGUCGAUUUCUUGAAGAUUUUCCAAGAAAAAUAAGUUCUUCCCGCCAUCUAUCUCGUCAGCCUGUUUCGUACUUCAAAUCUGCCCUCAGCUCAUUUCGGUUGCCUCAGAAAAAUUCCAAGCAAAAUUCCAUAGUUCAUAUACCAUCCCAAGAAUCCGUUCAACUUUCAGAGCAACCUCAAAUUAGUUAUCCUAGUGCCAAAUUUCCCGUACAAAGUUCAAGUAAAAUUCUGACAAAAACCAAGAAAGUUCCGAAGAAACGUGAGUCAAGAAGUGCAUUUCAAGGUGGCAAAAAGCGAUUAGCAAGCCCAGAAAAUACUGGAAAUACUUCGGGCUCAUCUAAAAAGAAAAUCAACGUUUCUAAGAUGUGUUUAAACUCCCGAUGGCUGCCUUGUAGCCCAGAAAGAAAACAUCAUCGUGAUAGAGGGAAUCCCUUAAAGGCUUCUCCAAUUCACCGAACCUCGAACUUCAAGGAGACGAAAUUGGAGACCCUUUUACCGCCCAGAUGUCUUAAAGAUUGCCACAGUGGCAGUGAAACUCAACUGAAAGGUUUUAGGAAUACAAAAAGCCCUUCGUUGGAGGUUUUCGAUAAGCGCCUGAAGGCUCUGCUCAAAAGUGAGCCCAAGAAAUCGUGUCUAAAGAAGUCUGAUAUCGAUAAUCCCGAUGACUCCGAUAACCAGCCGCCGAUUGAACUGCAUUCCAACGAUACCUUUACGGAAGUCUGGCGAAAAUCCGAGUUGGGUCGGGAGCAUCAGGGAAAGAAAGCAAAACCAGGCCAAGGUGGACUCUAUAGUCGGGCCGAUAAGCUGAGGUUUCAGCCGUUGGAUCGACUGGAUGCCGGUUGUGCAGGGUUGCCACUCUUCAAAAACUCCGAUGAAACUCUGGAGCGAACGCAGUACUUCGUGACCGAGUUCGAUAAGCUGAGUCGAGCGGAGAAGAUGGAGGAUAUUAAAUUGCGAAUGGGCCAGUUGCGUUGGCUGCAAUCCACCUCGGAUCGGAAAUAUCGCGAGCACUUCAGAGAUCGGAAAAUCAACUUCAAGCCCGUACUCACAAACUCCAUGAAGUAUGUGUGCCCCGCGGAUGAGGGUCAAUGUUCCGGCGUAACGAAUGCCACCUUGUUGGGACACUUUUUGACCCAACACCUCGAUGAAUCGGGCAUUGAGCUGCGCGAGAUAUUCGAGGAUCAGCGGGUGCUGAUGAUCUUCAGUCCCAAGGACUUUGAGCUGGGCCAGAAUACCUGCGUAUCGGUGAUUGUGUACGGUGGCCAAAGGGGCAGGCCCAGCACCCUGCCCGCGGAGCGAUUUAUGCCGGCGAAGAAUGCGGAAUUACCGGAGGCCUAUCGCCAUUUCGAUGGCCAUCUGCCCCUGUUCGUGAUGAUCUGCCGCAAUCGACUGAGUCGAAUUGAGGGCGUGGAGGGCAGGAGGGUGCGAUUCGAGGACGAGGAUGCCCUCGCCCUGUGGAUGGUCAGCAUGGAUCUGCCGCGGCCCGUUCAUGUGGUCAUGACGGUGAUCAACCGGCGACUCGAUAUCACCAGGAGUUCGAUCAUGAAGGUCCGUGGAAUCCACAAGUCGCACAAUUGCCUCGACUUCAUGCAGCACAGCCAGCAGUAUAUGCGACUCAGCGAUCGCGAUCUGCGGGUCCUGACCAACGAGCACACGGAACCCAUCUACAUGGAGAUCGCCGUGAAGGAGUAUGCCGGCAUAUUCCCCUGCCACCGAUAGUAACCUAUAGUUGACCAUAGUAGAAGACC